Messenger RNA from Orycteropus afer afer, 756 nucleotides. RefSeq names its product cilia and flagella associated protein 410 (gene CFAP410). Gene Ontology annotation, biological process: cytoskeleton organization. The record is from RefSeq and is a predicted model, not a curated record. The transcript is spliced from 7 exons. The coding region runs from base 1 to 756 and encodes 251 amino acids. Lineage: Eukaryota; Metazoa; Chordata; Mammalia; Tubulidentata; Orycteropodidae. Gene Ontology annotation, molecular function: protein binding.
AUGAAGCUGACACGGAAAAUGGUGCUGUCCCGGGCUAAGGCCUCGGAGCUGGACAGUGUGCGAAAGCUCAACUGCUGGGGCAGCCGCCUCACUGAUGUAAGUAUUUGCCGUCGACAUCCCUACAGUGUCAACAGUGUCUCGACCCUGGAGCCUGUGCGCCAGUGCCAGCACCUGAGCGAGCUCUACCUGCGCAAGAACCGCAUCCCCAGCCUGGCCGAGCUCUUUUACCUGAAGGACCUGCCGUGCCUGCGGGUGCUGUGGCUGGCUGAGAACCCAUGCUGCGGCCCCGAUCCCCACCUCUAUCGAAUGACUGUCCUGCGCAACCUGCCCGGCCUACAGAAAUUGGACAACCAGACUGUGACCGAGGAGGAGCUGUCCCGAGCACUGAUGGAGGGGGAUGAGAUCACUGCUGCCCCAGCCAGAGAGGACACAGAGAGCAGGCAGCCUGGGAUGCCCUUUGCCCUGAGUUCCGUUGACCCUUUGACUGAGACCGAGCAGGACCCAUUGGGCUUCAGCACUGAUGAGGCGAGCAGUGUCCAGGAGCACCUGGGCAUGAAGUCGCUGUCCCAGGACCAGUCCUCCUCCUCUCCACCACAAGAAACCACCAGCAACCUCAAGAACAAGAACAAUGUGCUGACUGCCAUCCUGCUGCUGCUGAGAGAGUUGGAUGCUGAGGGGCUGGAGGUGGUGCACCACACCGUGGGCAGCCACCUCCAGGCCCUGCACAGGCGGGAGUUGCAAGAGGACAUGGAGUGA